Pan troglodytes (chimpanzee) is the source of this 4198-nucleotide messenger RNA. RefSeq names its product amyloid beta precursor protein binding protein 2 (gene APPBP2). Gene Ontology annotation, cellular component: Cul2-RING ubiquitin ligase complex. Gene Ontology annotation, biological process: proteasome-mediated ubiquitin-dependent protein catabolic process; intracellular protein transport. NCBI's taxonomy places the organism in Eukaryota, Metazoa, Chordata, Mammalia, Primates, Hominidae. The coding region runs from base 329 to 2086 and encodes 585 amino acids. The transcript has 13 exons. Gene Ontology annotation, molecular function: protein binding; ubiquitin-like ligase-substrate adaptor activity. The record is from RefSeq and is a predicted model, not a curated record.
GCUUACGUCAUGACGCCGCACACGCAGCCCCGCCCCUGCAGAGAUCAGCGCUGGGACGGAACCCGGGUUCCUCUCGAACCGGGAUUGUGACGCUUUUGGCCUGGCUGGCCGCUGUUUUCUGUCCCACUUUUUACUCGGGCCUGCGUCCGCUGCCGCCGUCCCUCAGUUUGCCCCCAGAGGAGGCAGGGCGGCCGUGCCUUCUGCCGUGCGCCCGCGUGGCUGCCACCGCCCCUCCGAAUCCUCCGGGGCCGCAGAGGGGUUCGCUACGGAGGGAGGCGGGGGCCUUCGGGAGGAGGAGGCGGAGGAGGCGGAGGAGGAGGGAAGGAAGAUGGCGGCCGUGGAACUAGAGUGGAUCCCAGAGACUCUCUAUAACACCGCCAUCUCCGCUGUCGUGGACAACUACAUCCGCUCCCGCCGAGACAUCCGCUCCUUGCCCGAGAACAUCCAGUUUGAUGUUUACUACAAGCUUUACCAACAGGGACGCUUAUGUCAACUGGGCAGUGAAUUUUGUGAAUUGGAAGUUUUUGCUAAAGUACUGAGAGCUUUGGAUAAAAGACAUUUGCUUCAUCAUUGUUUUCAGGCUUUGAUGGAUCAUGGUGUUAAAGUUGCUUCAGUCUUGGCCUACUCAUUCAGUAGGCGGUGCUCUUAUAUAGCAGAAUCAGAUGCUGCAGUAAAGGAAAAAGCCAUUCAGGUUGGCUUUGUUUUAGGUGGCUUUCUUUCAGAUGCAGGCUGGUACAGUGAUGCUGAGAAAGUUUUUCUGUCCUGCCUUCAGUUGUGUACUCUACACGAUGAGAUGCUUCAUUGGUUUCGUGCAGUAGAAUGUUGUGUGAGGUUGCUUCAUGUGCGAAAUGGAAACUGCAAAUAUCAUUUGGGUGAAGAAACAUUUAAAUUAGCUCAGACAUAUAUGGAUAAACUAUCAAAACAUGGCCAGCAAGCAAAUAAAGCUGCACUCUAUGGAGAACUGUGUGCACUCCUAUUUGCAAAAAGUCACUAUGAUGAGGCAUACAAAUGGUGCAUCGAGGCAAUGAAAGAAAUUACAGCAGGCUUACCAGUGAAAGUUGUGGUGGAUGUCUUAAGACAAGCUUCUAAGGCUUGUGUAGUAAAACGUGAAUUUAAGAAGGCAGAACAGUUAAUUAAACAUGCAGUGUAUUUGGCACGGGAUCAUUUUGGAUCCAAACACCCAAAAUAUUCUGAUACACUGCUAGAUUAUGGGUUCUACUUACUCAAUGUAGAUAAUAUCUGUCAGUCUGUUGCAAUUUAUCAGGCAGCCCUUGACAUUAGACAGUCAGUGUUUGGUGGCAAAAAUAUCCACGUAGCAACAGCUCAUGAAGAUUUGGCCUACUCUUCUUAUGUCCACCAGUAUAGCUCUGGGAAAUUUGACAAUGCACUAUUUCAUGCAGAAAGAGCUAUUGGUAUCAUUACCCACAUCCUACCUGAAGAUCAUCUUCUUUUGGCUUCUUCAAAGAGGGUGAAAGCACUUAUUUUAGAGGAGAUUGCAAUUGAUUGUCAUAAUAAGGAAACUGAACAGAGGCUGCUUCAAGAAGCUCAUGAUUUGCACCUGUCUUCACUCCAACUAGCUAAAAAAGCUUUUGGGGAAUUUAAUGUACAGACUGCAAAACACUAUGGAAACCUUGGAAGACUUUAUCAGUCAAUGAGAAAAUUUAAGGAAGCUGAAGAAAUGCACAUCAAAGCAAUUCAGAUUAAAGAACAACUUCUUGGUCAAGAAGAUUAUGAAGUAGCCCUUUCAGUGGGACAUCUGGCUUCUUUAUAUAAUUAUGACAUGAAUCAGUAUGAAAAUGCUGAGAAACUUUAUUUGCGAUCUAUAGCAAUUGGGAAGAAACUUUUUGGUGAGGGCUACAGUGGACUAGAAUAUGAUUAUCGAGGUCUCAUUAAACUUUACAACUCCAUUGGAAAUUACGAGAAAGUGUUUGAAUAUCACAAUGUUCUGUCUAACUGGAACCGGUUGCGAGAUCGGCAAUAUUCAGUGACAGAUGCUCUUGAAGAUGUCAACACCAGCCCCCAGUCCACUGAAGAAGUGGUGCAGUCCUUCCUGAUUUCUCAGAAUGUCGAGGGACCGAGCUGCUGAGGGAGGACCUCAGUUAACCAAUUACCUUUUCCCGGAUUCCAGGGAAUUCAUACUGUGAAAUCAAAACCAUGUUGUUUCGGGGGGCUGGAAUUUGCAUUGAAACACUGGUCCAGUCCAUUGAAGACCCUAUUUUGGGUGAUCCCUAUCUUGCAGAAUGUCUGUAGGAAUAAGCAUAUAUUCAGUUAUAUUCAGCAUGUACCGCAUGUGUAAGUAGUCUGGCCCACAUUUUCAACCUAGUAGAACAAACAACAGGAAAUAUUUUUUUUGUUGUUUUUAAAAAAUUCAUUUUGCAGAAAGCCUGAAAGAAAAAAAAUACCCCUAAAUAAAACUAUUUAAGAGUUUAAAAGAGUUGCAUUCUUAUUAUGUAAGGAUGAUUUUAACAACUUUUUAAUAUGUAAUUCUUCCAUGUGGAGGUAUUCAAUACUGUAGUGUAAAGAAAUUUUAUGCGGAAAAUCUUUAUAUGCAGUAUAGAAAAGUUAACAAAAGUACUAAUAAAAGAGGGACAUCCCGACUUACGUUUUUCUACCUUGCCCAGAUAAGUGGAUACAACCACUCUAUAUUACAAGGAAAGGACUGUCAGAUUCAUCUGAACUGGACCAGUGUUGAUCUGUAAUGUAAUAGAAAAUCUGAUAGACCAGCACUUCUGACUUUUUUUUUUUGGUACAACAAUGCAAGAUGCUCUGAUAGCAUUUGCUAACAGGACCAGGAGGAUCUAAAAAGGACCAGCCUAAUAUAGAAGGUGGUUAUUUGGACCAGAGGCUUUAGAUUAUUAUUUUAGAUCCUACAUAUACUUUUAUCAGUAGAAUGAUUUCAUUUAGAUGUAUAAUGAAAAAGGAUAAUGCAAAAAUUAUGUAAUAGAUACCAAAUUAGGGAAGUUUGGCAAUUUCAAUGGCAUAUUUUUAGUCAAGGUACACAGAUGGCAGUGCCAUAAGCAAGUCUAUAAAUAUCGGCUGCAGCCAUCCCCCUCAUUUUAAAUGUUGCCCUAAUAAUCAAUGCAGUUAACAAGUAUAUUGGCUGUGUGUCAUGAAAUAGUUCAUGUUCAGAUGGAAAUGUUAGGUUACUGUAUGGUUUAUGGAGAUUAAUGAAAAUGAAUGCCCAAAAAUAAGUCUUAGAAAAUCCUCCAUUUUUAUCGUAAAUAGUAAUACAACUAGGUCAUUUCAUUUGAAAUCUAGGAGUCAAAUGGAAAGAUCCCCUAAUAAUACACCUAUUUCACUAACUUGUCUUUCUGUUUAUUGGGUUUUGAUUUGAUUUUUUGUAAGCCAGUCAGGUUAUUUAAUGAUGAGGUAAUAAUCAAAUUUAAGAAUUUGUGACAUGUAGCAAUUCAAGAAACAAAAAGGUAUUUUGCUGUUACCUCAAUUCUUACUGUAGUAGCCCAUCUGAUGCUUCUAUAGUUAAGAAUCUGGGUUCCCCCCCUAUUUUCAGGGGUUCAUGACUUGGCUGUUAAAGAUGUUGCUCCUAGCUAAUGCUUGGAGUAGUCUGUGGGUGAAUGGAUGUGUGUUGAAUUUUAGUUUUCUUUUAACAUGCAUGUUGGGUGAGAGGGGAAAAAAAUCUAAGCUGUCUGCCACAUUGAGUACAGAAAAGUUGUAGAUUUCAAAUUUUAUUAAUAUUGUAAGCACUUUUUUGAACUUCCCAACCUUGUUUGAAGCUGUUAUUUGCAGUCCUAUUAGUUUUGAGCCAUUGCAUUUAAGUUCCCUAGGAGGGGGUUGGUUGGGGGAUGUACUGAAAGAGAUGAAGCAUACCCACACCCUAAGAUGGUAACUGUGUGAUUUAGAAACCUGAGUUUACUCCUCAAAUCGAAUUAUUUUCUUUUUAAAUUUUGGAAAGAGUAAAUUGAUGUACUUGCAGUUUAUGAAGCUGCCCCCCACCCCUCAGUUAAUUGCAGUCUAAUGUCAAGAGGCACUUCUUUAUUAAUUACCAAAUAGUCUUUGUGACCAAGGACUAACAUUUUUAAGUUACUCAGCUCUAUCCUCAUGGGCCUAUAUAUUUAAUACCUCCAAAGAUAUUUUCAGGAUAGGCUUUGUAUACUUUUAUUGGUUAUUUAGAAUCCAGUGGUAUGUUUGUGGUAUAGGAAUGUCAUGGUAAAUUGUUUUUCAAUAAAUAUUUUGAAACAUG